GCUCCUGCGCCUCCGCCACCGCCGCCGGCCCAGGAUCUCGUUCAGCCCGACAGACCCAUCGGAUAUGGUGCCUUUGGCGUUGUCUGGGCGGUGACGGAUCCAAGGGACGGUAGGAGAGUGGCCUUGAAGAAACUGCCGAACGUCUUUCAGAGCCUCGUGAGUAGCAAACGGGUCUUCAGGGAGUUGAAGAUGCUCUGCUUCUUCAAACACGAAAACGUCCUGUCGGCCCUGGACAUCCUUCAGCCACCACAUCUGGACUUCUUCCAAGAAAUAUACGUGAUCACGGAGCUGCUUCAGAGCGACCUGCACAAGAUCAUCGUCAGCCCUCAGCAUCUCAGCCCCGACCAUAUCAAGGUCUUCCUCUACCAGAUCCUUCGAGGCCUCAAAUACCUUCAUUCAGCCAGAAUCCUGCACAGGGACAUAAAACCAGGGAACUUACUCGUGAACAGCAAUUGCGUACUAAAGAUCUGCGACUUCGGUUUGGCCCGAGUGGAAGAACCCGAUCAGAACAAGCACAUGACGCAGGAAGUGGUGACGCAGUAUUAUCGCGCACCGGAAAUCCUGAUGGGAGCGCGACACUAUACCGCAGCCGUGGACGUUUGGAGUGUCGGUUGCAUUUUUGGCGAGCUUCUUCGUCGGCGGAUACUUUUUCAGGCACAGAGUCCUGUGCAACAGCUGGAACUGAUCACAGAAUUGCUGGGCACGCCAACCCUCGAGGACAUGAGGUUCGCGUGCGAGGGUGCGAGAUCUCACAUGCUGAGGCGCGCACCAAAGCCACCCUCGUUGACGGCCCUCUACACCCUUAGCAGCCAGGCGACGCACGAGGCUGUCCAUUUGCUCUGCCAGAUGCUAGUCUUCGAUCCCGACAAGAGGAUCACCGUGGUGGAUGCACUGGCGCAUCCUUAUCUGGACGAGGGGAGACUGAGAUAUCAUUCGUGCAUGUGCACGUGCUGUUACACGACCAGCGGAGGCUUGAGACAGUACACGGGGGACUUCGAGCCUGCCACGUCUCAUCCGUUCGACGAUCUCUGGGAACGGAAGCUCACCACUGUGCAGCAGGUGAAAGAGGAAAUGCACAAAUUUAUAGCGGAACAGCUGAACACGUCGCGCGUGCCGCUCUGCAUAAAUCCGCAGUCCGCGGCGUUCAAGAGCUUCGCAAGCUCCACGGUGGCUCAUCCCUCGGAAUUGCCACCCUCUCCUCACCAGUGGGAAUAAAAAUCUUCUCCGAAAUCGCGAAAGCUGAUGACGAACGCGCGGCCGAGCAUUCGCUUCGCUGGAAGACAGAUGUUGAAGAAUUUUCGACAGCCUGGAGAAGAAGAGUGAGAAAGGACGAGGAAAAGAGAUGGGCAAAGUGAGACAAGGAUGGAACGAAGAAGAGGAAACAGGCUGGAAAAAGGGCGAAGAAAAGAGAGAAAAGCGAAUUCGGAGAAAGAAGAUGGGAAGAAAGGAGAAGAAGAAGAGCCAAGAGAGACAAUAGACUGCCGAGCGCUGAAGCCUCAAUUUUCGACUAGCUGAUAUGUAUAUACAUAGACACGUGUAUGUAUAUAGAUAUCUAUAAAUAUAUAUUAUACAUACCGCUGUAUACAUACGAGAGGGAGCCUAGGAAAAAAGAAAAUAUACCGAAAUACAAAGGCGCACGAUACGAAGAGCACAGUCGAAGGAUUGAUACACAGAAGAAGAAGAGGAAGAAGAAGAGAAAAGAAGAAGGUGAAUCAGUUUCGAGGGAUCGGAGUUUGGUCAACUAGAGAAGAAAAGACGAAAGAAAAGGAGGGCGUAUACGUAGUUUGUAAGAAAGGGUCGAAAAGACGGGCCAGUCUUCUUUUAUUUUCUUUUCUUUUUAGAUUUUACACGCUUCUAUCAUUAAUGUACAUGUACACAUGUAAAACACGACCGCUGUGGCGCGUUUCCAACGAUCGAUUAACACGGGAGAAAGGUGACCAGGAUCGAUUGCUCCUUCGUCGAACGUAUUCGUCCAAUUAUUCCAAGAAUAAUCAUGUGUAAUAAUAAUUAUUAGAUAUAAUUUGGUUUCUCGUUGCAUGCGACUAUAAGAAAGAAAUUCUAGUUCAUACGCAUAAUAAAAUAGCAACGUUUUGUAUAGUGCGAGCACGUUUUUCGGACUCGAAAGUUUAAUCGAAACCAUUUUUUCGAAACUCCACGUCUCAGCCUUCGGACGAUCGACAGAACGACGAAUUCUAAGGACAAACAAAAUAAAAUAAAAGGAAAAACAUGGAAAAUCUGAAAAAAAAAUACCAGAGCAUUGAAGACUGGCAAUCAAAACUAACGUAGGCAGAUUUAAAACGCAGAUUUAUUCUGGUGUCUAGCACGAUCGUGCGCGGCCUUGCCAGCACGCAAACGACUCGAAUACAGAAAUUAUUUUCGAUAUGUCGUGUGUUUGAUGUCGAAGGAGAUCGUUCUGUUUGCCUUAUCUAAAUUUAUCGACAAUGCAGAGCAAAGAUCGUUCCUGGAUAUCUUUGAUUAAGAAAACAGAAAAGGAGAGAAAAAAAAACAAAAUUAAAGAACAUUGAUGAGAUGCCAAAAAAAAAGAAAAGAAAAAAAAUUGAUUGAAGCAGGAAUUGUGUAAAAAUAAUACGCAAAUAAUAUCCUUGGAAUAUUUCGAAAUAUGUAUUUGAUUCGAGUGUGUGACGACGAUCGUACUAAGCAAGAAUAAAUCGGCGAAGGAAACUAAAUGCAAUUCUAUGCAACUCUCCUUUAAAACAAAAAGUAAACAAAUAAAAAGAAAUAGAUCGUACAGUUUUGCGAGUAAAAUGCGCGUCUAAUGUAACGCUAGUGAGUAGAUAGGUAGGUACCUGCAUUUCAUGAAAUUUAACAUGCUUAAAUAGAUCCUUAAUAAAUCGUUAUACAUGUUUUGAUAAA
This is a messenger RNA of Bombus impatiens (common eastern bumble bee), 2874 nucleotides long. RefSeq names its product serine/threonine-protein kinase NLK (gene nmo). Gene Ontology annotation, biological process: intracellular signal transduction; protein phosphorylation. The transcript is spliced from 12 exons. The record is from RefSeq and is a predicted model, not a curated record. Gene Ontology annotation, cellular component: nucleus; cytoplasm. NCBI's taxonomy places the organism in Eukaryota, Metazoa, Arthropoda, Insecta, Hymenoptera, Apidae. The annotation marks the transcript as partial. Gene Ontology annotation, molecular function: MAP kinase activity; ATP binding.